AUGGAUCCACCGAGGCAGUCUUCUUUGGCGAAGAAGCCGACGGUGGCAAAACUUGAAAAGUUCACCGUGUUCGUCGCCACGUGCCAACAAGAAAAGUUCCCGGCUAUUGUCUUGCCCUCCGCCAAAAUGGAGGACUUGCAGCGGUUCAUUGUAAGCCAGUGGAAGAUCUCCAAGAGUCCAUUCGCGAAGCUCCCUCUUGCUGAGCACUUUUACACGUUCAAAGGUCGGAUCCUCCGCCUCGACGGAACGCUGGAUGGCUACUAUAUUCUCAAUAACGACACGAUCUACCUGCGAUUCGCAUCGCUGGGCAAAAUUUGCGAUCCAUGGGCCAUGUCGACGAGCGAACUGCGAGUUGAACUCAAGGCACGCAACGCCUACGAGAUUAAUUUACAACCGGAGCAACUGAUGCAGCGACUGCAGAACUUGAUAAUGAAGGAAAGUCGCAUGCGACGGCUACAGCAAGCUACCAGGAAGGAGGAAGUGGAGCAAGUGCAGACCAUCACGAAGGAACUCGCUACCUUGCAUCAACAGCGCGCGAAAAAGCGGAGCUACUUGACUCCGACAGGAAAUCCGGUCGAGCGUCCGCCGUCACUUGCUAAGUGGCCAAUCGCUCCGUGUCCGAAUCGCACCGUGUUUCUCUCUAUUACCAAGCUGGAACGCACAUAUCAGCUAGUGCCACGAGACGUCUUGGAGCCUGCGUUACUCAUCUUCGACACCGAGAGGAAAUGGGUGUUUGACAAGCACAACGUCCUACAGAAGCAGCACUUCGACUACAGGUACAUGUGCUUCGAUCAAGACUUUCUCGAGAUGUUAACAUUGAAGGAAGAGGCUGGCAUGAUUUUCUGGUUUCGGCCGUGCAAGAGCUACGAGAAGAUGUCUUCAUUCCUCACGUCCAUCGAAGAUCCCGCUUCUGGAGGCAAACACUAUCAACCGCUGAUCCUCAAAGAGUCCAAGUGGCUCACACUCUGCGGCGAAAAUGGCUGGGAAGGUAAAGUUCGACACGACGGACGCAGACGCGACGUCGAGAGAGUGCCGAAGUUCACAAAGAGCGUUGCACGCGUCGUAUCCAACCUGAACUCGUCCAGCUUCGACUACGUAGCAGUGAAGGAGCUGCUCUUCCAGUCCAACCCAACGUUAGUCUUCGCACCUCUGUAA
This is a messenger RNA of Phytophthora sojae, 1155 nucleotides long. RefSeq lists its product as hypothetical. The transcript has 6 exons. The coding region runs from base 1 to 1155 and encodes 384 amino acids. The record is from RefSeq and is a predicted model, not a curated record. NCBI's taxonomy places the organism in Eukaryota, Oomycota, Peronosporomycetes, Peronosporales, Peronosporaceae.